AUGCCUCUGUUGCACAGAAAACCGUUCGUCAGGAACCCCGUGCCCAGGGGCCUGAGGGAUACGGACGAGGUGUUCUACUGCGAAUUGACCAAGGAAAUUUUUCUUAGUUAUGAGCAUUAUGUGGAAAGAAUUAUUUUAUGUAAUUCACUAGUAUGGUCAUGUGAGUUGACUGGUAAAAAAAAUAUGACUUAUAAAGAAGCACAAGAUUGUGAACUAGAGUCAAAAAAAAUGUUAAAUGAUUUUCCAAAUGAGCUUCAAAAGCCCAUUUUGUAUUUAUUGUCAUUGACAAAAUGUUCUUCAUUGAAAGAGCUUAUAGAACAAAUAUUUAAUUAUGUAAGAUAUCGAUAUUUUGUGUCAGAAAUAGUGGAUGUUGCUUUAGAACAAGAUCAAUGGUUAAAAUGUAGAGUUUUAGCUGUGCAUGCACCUUCUGACCAAAAAAUUGCUGAAAGAAAUCAUCGUACUCCAACAAAAAAAUCUAAUGACAGUAAUUCAAGUGCAGCUCUUGCAUUUUAUAGUUAUGAUGUAGAACUGCUCAGUCCAAAAAAAAAACAAAAUCCCAACAAUGAACCAAUAUAUAGAGUGGACGGUGUUCAAAUUAAAAGAUCAAAAGCUUGUUUUACAAGAGAUAGGUGUAGAUUUUUUAUAACUCAUAAUGUUGAAUAUAAAAAUGGUUUAAUUUCAUUAAAGGACAAUGUUGCAAAUAGUAUUGCUAAUUUAAAAUUUGAAGAUAUAUUUAGUGGAGAACCUCCUCAAUUUUCUGAAACAAAAAAGAACAAAGUAUUAUCCAAAAAUGGAUUGACUAAAAAAUUUAAUAAAUUAAUGAACGGAGAGCCAUCUAAAAAAGAUGAUAAAUCAAUGCAAGAAAUGGUUGAAAAAUUGAAAGAAGAAAAAUUAAAAAUAAAAGAAAAAAGAAAAGAAGAAAAAGAAAAGUUUUCAAAAUUUAUGAAAGAAUGGAGCAAGAAAAAAGAAGAUCUUGAAUUGGAAAAUUUGAAAGUAUUGCCUAAUGUAAAUCCUGUAAAUUUACGAAUUCCAAAUGAAUGUUUUGGAGAUUUCAUUAUGAUUUAUGAAUUUUUUCAUAAUUUUUGGUCUCAACUUGAUGCAGGCAGUUAUUUUCCUCAAGGAAUGAGUAUAGAAUUAUUAGAAAGGUGUUUGGUCGAAGAAGAAAUUACAGGUCCAUUAAAUACUUUGAUUCAAGUGUUAUUAACAACAAUAUUUGAUCUUGAAGAUGAUGAAGAAGCUGAUAUGAAAGAUAGUCAUAUGACAGGUUGGGAACCAGCAUAUCAUAUAAUUGAUGGUAAAUUGAAAACUGCUGUACAGCUAGCAACUGAUGUUAAAAAUUGGACAGUACAGCAUUUGGGUCAACCAUUAAAUAAAAUAACAUUACAACCAACUGUAAUAUCAGAAGUUCUAAGAAUUCAUUUAUUAUCAUCUGGUGGAAAACAUUCUGAUCGAAUGGCGAAGUGGAUAUACCAUGAAAGAGGAAACUAUUGUCUUACAGAUGAUCCUGGACUUUAUUUUAGAUUACAACAUCCAGACGUAUUAGAAGCACUUAGUCAUCAUCAUAUUUCAUGCUUAUCAAUUCCUAACAAAAUGAUGAUAAUUAAUUGUUUGAGUAAUCAAAUUCUAACAUUUUCUUCAUAUCGAGUACAGUUACAAAAUACAGUUAUUAAGGUAAAAAAUGCUAGACUAGAAGUAAAAAAUGCACAAACAGCUGAAAAGAAAAAAACUCAAGAAAUGGUUCAAAAAAAGAAGGAAAUGAAGGUAUUAAAUGGUGAAACACAGACAACUGUGGACACUCCUGAUCAAAAAGCCAUUAAUAAUAGAUUAAAUGAAUGGAAUAAAAAGCUUGUUGAAUUAACUGAUUUGGGUAUGACUGCUCAAAUAUUACCUCUUGGUACAGAUAGAGCAUAUAGAAGGUAUUGGUUGUUUGCAUCUAUGCCCGGAUUGUUUAUAGAAGAUAAUGAGCCUAAUCCUGGAACUUGCUUGCCUGAAGGGACACCUAUUUGUAAUAUCACUGAAAAUGAUCCUGUAUCUUAUGUUAAAAUACUUUUUGAAAUGAAUGAGAAAGAAAAUGUUGGUGAAGCAAGAGCCAGUUUGGCCAAUACACCAUCAAAAAAAAAACUCUUUGAUAGUAGCAACAAUACAUCACUUAUGACUAAUGGAAGCUUUGUUGAUCAAACAAAGUUGUUGUGUUGUACUGGGCCUGACAAUCAAUGUCCAGUGCAUGAACCAAAUCAUAACAGACUUACAUGGGGCUAUUUUAACUCUCCUGAUGAAUUAGAAACAUUAAUUGAUAGUUUGAAUUCAAGAGGGUUAAGAGAAAGUGAACUAAAGAAAAUGUUACUACAAGAAAAACCUCGUAUACUUUCAAGCAUGGAAAAGUGUACCAGUUGUCUAUUAAAUCCAUCAUUGAUGGCUGAAGAUGAUAGAAGACUUCAAAAACGUUUAAAAACAGAGUUUUCAGAAUUUAAGAAACUUAAUGUUAAAUUUCUUCGUGUAGAUUCUGAUGUCGAUUUAUCUAUGGAAUUAACUCUUAGAGAGUAUAUUUUAUAUUUGGAAAGAAGAUUAAAUACUUCAGCACUUGGUAGUUUUGGUUCAAAAGUUUCCAAUAGAGAUCAGUGGAGAGAGAAUAUUUCAAAUGGCAUUUAUAAAGUCAAUGGUAUAUUAUCAUGGGGAAACAGGAGUAAAGCUAAUGGUGAUAACAUUGAAAAAGCUGGUUCCCCAGAUCCUCUGAAUUACCUAGAUCCAGUUAAGUUUGUGGUUGCUGAUAUUAAAGCUGACAAAAAAAUUUUUGACAUGGCUUCUAUUAUCCUUAAAAUAGAGCAAUCUAUUGAACCAAAAUUUCUUAGAAGACCUUUAGGUUAUGACAGAAAAGAAAAAAUGAAUUGUGCCAUUAAUCCACAAAUGGAUAAAUGGGAAAUGUCUCUAAUGAGUUCAUUAAAUUUUUCGCAAUUAUUUUUGCAUUUAAUUACAUUAGAAAAAAGUAUUGAAUGGUCAAAAUCAAUUAUGAAAGUUAAUUGUGUCUUAUGUCGAAGUAACAAGGAUGAAGAUGUCAUGUUGUUAUGUGACAAUUGCAAUAAAGGUCAUCAUAUCUAUUGUUUAAAACCUAAACUUAAGAAAAUUCCCCAAGGCGAUUGGUUUUGUCAAAAAUGUAAGCCUAUAGAAAAAAAUAAUCCUGAAGAAGAUGAACCUGAAGAAAAAAUUAAAAUUGAUAUUUGUCAUGUUUGUAAAGAAGAAGGGUCUGUAAUAACUUGUGAUGACUGUUUAAAAAAUUAUCAUUUAGCUUGUCUUAAUCCACCUAAACGUGCACCACCAAAACGAAAUUGGACAUGCUUUAGUUGUCGACAAACAUCAUGUAAAGAUGAAUUGGAACAGGUUGAGGUGGAAAGGUAUAGCAGGCGGAAGAGUUCGCAAGCUGCCACUGCCAAAAUAUCUGAAUUUGCCCGGCAACUUUUACAUACGUCAGCCAGAUGUUAUGGUGAAGAAGAAAGUAUUACUGAAGAGAAAAGUAGAAGACGGGGAAGAAAUUCAGAACAAGCAACUUUGACUUCAUCUGGAGAUUUGCCAUUGGAUAAUGCACUUCUACAGUUACUUUUAAACCAAGUCAUGCAUCAUCCAGAAGCAUGGCCAUUUUUACGACCUGUUACUAAGUCUCAGUGCCCUGAUUACCAUUCAAUAAUAAAAACUCCAAUGGAUUUGGGUACCGUAAAGUAUAAGCUUAAUAUGCUGUCAUAUAGAACAAAUGCAGAUUUAUUAAGUGAUAUGGAAUUGAUAUUUGAAAAUUGCUUUUACUACAAUUCAGAAAAUUCUGAAGUUUUUAAAUGCGGUGAACAAGUAUACAAUUAUUAUAAAAAAUUAUGCCAAGAAUGUAAUUUGAAAGAUUGUGAAGAUGAUGAAUAUAAUGGCCCUCCUGUUAAAAAAUCAAAACAUAGCUUAUAAAUUAUUAUAAAAAGUUAUAGUAAAAGUUAUGAGUAAAAGUUUUA
Molecule: messenger RNA, 3983 nt
Organism: Sipha flava (yellow sugarcane aphid)
Lineage: Eukaryota; Metazoa; Arthropoda; Insecta; Hemiptera; Aphididae
Product: bromodomain adjacent to zinc finger domain protein 1A-like
Exons: 24
Coding region: 1-3939 (1312 amino acids)
Biological process (GO): chromatin remodeling
Molecular function (GO): protein binding
Source: RefSeq, a predicted model, not a curated record